AUGUAUGUCGCAACUACACCGCCCCGAUUAACCCCCCGCGGGUCUUCGGCCGCACGCACAAGACGCCCGUAUUUGCGCUUCGCCCCACUCACACGCGGUGCCGCUGAGCAGGCGGAGGACACAAACGCCGCGAGUCUCAGUCUGACGAGUGUCUCGCAGUCUUUCAACCCCUCCCCAACCUCCGACACUCAACGAGGGAAAAGGGAGGAGCCCCAACUCAUCACCCCAUCGCCACCAAUGGGAGGAGACAGUAAAGGACGACCACCAAGACGACAGAUGAGUGAAAGGAGUAGUAGCAUUAGUACUAGUACGUGUUCGACAUAUGAUAGACGGCAAAGUCAAUAUGGUCAGAACUGUCAAAGAUUAUCCACUCCAUCUCCACGAUCUUCUAUCUUGUGUUCAGAUAUAAGUUCGAGUUUUAAUGAAGAAUAUAGACGUCAGAGUGCUACACGUUGUACGGUUCAACCACUUAGUGAAGAUGAAGGAGCACUUGUAAAUGCCGCAUAUAAAAAAUAUGUUCAGUCCAUUGAUAGACCUGCUUGUCUUCUUAUUCUUUUGCAAGAAUUGGGAGCCAGUGAUAGUCUUGCAGAUUGUGAGACUUGGUUGCAGCAACUAGAGAAAUUUUUAUGUAUCUCUAGGGAUCAACUGGUUGGAAGUAGUUUUUCUACUACAGAAGGAACAGCAGAAUCCGAUAAAACUUUAGGAAAACAUCAACGCGUUCUUACAGAAGAGGAAGUAAAUUACUUUGCCACAUGGUUAAAAACUACACGUGGUGAAUUAUUUGCGCCACGAGCAACACCAACAGAUACAUCUAUUCCCGUGAAUGGAGGUAAAAACACCAAUACAAUAUCCUCAUCCUUAGCAGCGACCAAUAGUACCUCCAACACACCAGCAACAGCAAAAGCAACAGUAGCCAGUACUGAAAAAGGAAAAAAUUCUAACCGUCCGUCUAGCAAUCGUAGUGCGCAGAAAGAUGGGUCUUCUGAGCGAAGAAGAGUUCGUCGUAUUAACUGGUGUGAUGCACGGAAGGCGUUAGCGCCGGUAUUUGCCCAAGAGCGAGAUGCAAGUUCUCCCCGACCAACAAAACCCACAACCUCAUCUGCCUCUCCAGCAUCACACCCACUCCCACCACCAAACACACCUACUCCCUCUACGCGUGGAUUUUUGUUGGAGCGACAGUCCUUCGCAGAACUCGGCGGUGGCCACAACGGCAGCGGAGCCGUACGACUUGUGGAUCUCAAGCGCAUGUUGCGAUCAUUUCACGUGGAGGCGAACUUUGAUGAGUGUGUUGGCCGCAGUAUUGAUAUGGAACGCACUGGUUGGAUUAACUUUGAAGAGUUUCUGUGGGUGCUGGAGUACGGUGUGCGGGGCGAGGGACCGGCGGCGGAUAUCCACGCCCAUCUCACCGCACCGCUGAAUGAAAGUGCGGCCUCCAGUCACUCACCGCAGCGGCCAAGAAGCCGAACUCCAAACAGUCACCAGAGAGGGAAAAACAAUCCACAGCAUACAACAAGUAUGAACACAAGCUACAGCCAUAAUGGAUCAACAGAUCUCAGUGGUCGCCGCCGACGUCAAUCACGACGCUCCAAUCGAAAUGUGCGGCUUCCAUCCGUGCGGUCGGGCUCCGCGCGGCGGCGGGAGAAAAAAGCGGGUCGCCCAGCGACGGCACGAGGGAACUUGGGUGCGGUGGAAGAGAUCCGCCGUGAGUUUCUCGCACGCAUUGUGAAGUUGUCGCCCUACGCCGCCACGCCUGAGCCGCUUCGACGGCAAAUCCAACAAACACACGAUCAUAGUGGGAAGCUGCAGCCGCAUCCCCCACGCAGGCGUUCACGCAGACGAUCUUCACAUUCACGUGGGCGGCGGGGGACCUCGCGGGCGAAGAGCGCCGGGGCACGGGCAUUCUCUGGGGAUGGUUUCGAUAAGAAGGCGAGUACUCCACAGCGUGAUGCCGCGGCACGGAAACUGCAGAUUCUGCGUGAGCGACAGGCACGAUUGACGAAGAAACUGCAGUCCCUCACGGCCUUACCGCUAAGUGAUCAAGAGGGACGACAGCGGAGUGAAGAGCUGCACUGUGUACAGGAGGAGUUGAACACCGUGUUGGAUCACAUCGCGUCGACGCUGCGUGAUCUUUCCGCCGCUGGGGAAUCUGGAGACUGUGAAGGACAGCACUCAACAGACAAGAGAGACUCCAAAGUAUGA
Molecule: messenger RNA, 2199 nt
Organism: Trypanosoma theileri
Lineage: Eukaryota; Euglenozoa; Kinetoplastea; Trypanosomatida; Trypanosomatidae
Exons: 1
Coding region: 1-2199 (732 amino acids)
Source: RefSeq, a predicted model, not a curated record